Ziziphus jujuba (common jujube) is the source of this 1082-nucleotide messenger RNA. RefSeq lists its product as uncharacterized. NCBI's taxonomy places the organism in Eukaryota, Viridiplantae, Streptophyta, Magnoliopsida, Rosales, Rhamnaceae. The transcript has 4 exons. The record is from RefSeq and is a predicted model, not a curated record. The coding region runs from base 389 to 862 and encodes 157 amino acids.
CUAAAAGCAUUGGUUUUUAUCCACAAUUUUUAAACCUUUUUGUAAUGUUUUUAAGACAUGUGCAUUUUAUUUGUCUUGCACAGAUUACCUGAUGACGGCACAGAAUGCAAUUCUACAUCAGAUAUACUGCUCGAACGUAAUCGUGAGCAAAGCUUAGUUGAUCUUUUGGUUCCUUCUCUUGUGUUGUUGAUCAACCUAUUGCAGAAACUACAGUUGGAAGCCUUUGAUGGUCAUCUUCUCUAGUUAGUUCUUAUGAUGGAGCAAGCACACUUUCGAAACCUGGACUUCGUCGAAGCUCCAUCUGUUGAAGAGCCUCACCUCAUAGAGAGGCUGAACUGAAUCCGGAGCGAUUCCAAUUACAGCAGACAUUCUCAGAGACUGAAAGAAGAUGCAGAAGACGAAACAGCAACGGAGGCCAAACAAACAGAGGGAGAUAAGGAGAGACACAGCGUCUGGGAGUGAGCGAUUGUAUUUUAUAAUGGCACCAAAAAGGAAUUUGCGAUCUCAAUCGAAGAAGGGAGUUAAGAAGAUGCAAACUAAGAGACGCAGUGGCAGCAUAUCAGCACCCAACUCUAAGCGUCGACGAACUACUAGCCAACAACCCAAAGCUGAGAAAGAAACCACCAAACUUCCAGGGCACGUUCCACUCUCCUCUUCCUCAUCUGAGAUGUCAUCCAUCAAAGGCCGUUAUCCCAUAUGGGAGGCAUCUCGAAGCACAUAUUCAUAUGAUUCGACACUUCGUAGCUAUGUGCGUGGGAAGUCACCCAAACUUAGCGUUAGGGGUGGGCUCGGUGCGGAUUGGUUCGGUUUUUGGGGUUUUUUUAAACCUAACCGACCAAUUCGGUUUGGAUUGGUUACAUAACCGAACCGAACCGAACACAAUACAAAAACCGAACCAAACCGAACCGACCAUACUUGAUCGGUUUGGGUUGGGUUUGCGGGUUGGGCCGGUCUGGGCUUCGUGUUGGGCCUCGGCCCAAAUUGUAUAUAUAUAUAUAUAUUUCGAAUUUGGUAUUUUUUGGACCAAAAUUGUAUAAAAAAAUUUUUAGACCUUUUUAAUCAUCAAUUUAUAUUUUAAAUUA